GAAAUAAAAACAAAAACGGAGUGGUAGUUUUUGAAUCUGAAGGUCUUCUCCGCGCUUGAAGUUUCUAAGGCGACGAUAUUGUACUACUAAAGGGCCAGUUACAGUUGUGCACAAAUGACCUGUAUAUCAACUUAUUUGGUCAAGAUACUCUUCAUUUUUCUCGGGUUUUGGUCCAGGCUUCCUCCGAAUGAAGCACAUUUGCAAGAGGCGUUGUCCCCCACCUCUCAUAAUCAUUCUGUAAAUGAUAGUCUCAAACAUCUCCAUAUUUUAUUUCGACAUGGUGACAGAUCUCCAAUCGUUAACAUACCUGCUAUUUUACACAAAAUUCCUUCUGCUUGGUCUCAGGGCUUCGGCAUGCUUACAGACAAAGGUGUAGAGCAGCACUUUCUUCUUGGGAAGUGGUUACGAUCAAAGUACCAAGGAUUUGUCCCCAAUAAAUAUAACAGUUCUUAUUAUCAUGUCCGUAGUACGGAUGUCGAUAGAACUCUAAUGUCAGCAAUGGCGAAUGCAGCCGGGUUUUAUAACCAGUCUCCCUCUCCUCUGUCGGCUUAUGGCAUCAAUUGGUUUCCCAUACCUGUUCAUACAAAACCUCAAGUAACAGAUACACUUUUGGGUGUUGCACCAUGUCCUUAUCUGGAUUCGUUACAACGUAUGCAAAUGGAUAGUCAACCAUCUAUUGAAUUUGAAAAAAAUCAUUCAAAUUUAUUUGUCGAACUUACUAAUGUCGCUGGUAUUGGUCCAGUUAAUCGUCAUAAUAUAUGGUCCAUAUCCGAUUUGAUUACAUGUAUGAUUGCUCAUAACCUUACCCUUCCUGAUUGGUGUACAGAUGAUUUUUUAGCAGAAUUACAUGAAGUCAAUAGAUUCUAUUGGGUGAAAAAAUAUUCUUCUUCAGAUGAUAUUAUUCGAUUGGAAAUUGGUGUCUUCUUAAACACAUUCGUUAAACAUAUACAUUCUAUCAUACGUGGGGAACAAUUGAAUUUAACUUAUGAAUAUACAUUAUCCACCGAACAUAUGAUGAUUUAUUCAGCUCAUGAUACUGAUGUAACUUAUGUUUUAGCUGGUUUCGGUGUUUAUAAUAAUCAAACAAUUAAUUAUGCAUCUACUGUUAUUCUAGAAUUACAUGGUCCAGAUAAAUCUGGCAAAGAAAGUGAUUAUCGUAUAAAAUUGUUGUAUAAAAAAGGUUGGACUGAUGAAACUGGUGAAUAUUUAACCUUACCAGCUUGUAAAGAUCAACCUGGUUCCAAUGGUUGUCCUGUGAAUCUUGUAUUGGAACAAAUUAAACCAUUAUUAUUGAGUACUGAUAGAUUUUAUAAAGAAUGUUCAAUAGAUCAACCGGAUUGUGUAAAUUAUCGAUUACAUCCAGUUGUAUUUAUCUUUGUUGGUGCAGCAAUCUCCUCUGUAAUAAUGCUUCUAGUCUUUUGGUAUUAUUCACUGCGUUUACGUCGUUAUAACAGUUUAGACGUUACGGAACAUCCAGUUUUGUUAAAUAAAUAAAUGAAAAUGAUAAAAGAAGAGAUUUAGUAACAUUAUUGUUAGAACAAUCGUCAUCAUUACCUGAAUCAUUAUCAUCACAAUGUAUUUUUUAUUCUUCCCUUGUUGUUCUGCGACGAUUUGCUAUUUUUUUAUACAACAGUGUUGUUUAACUCUUCUUGUUCUUUUUUUAUGAUCAUUUUAAAUGUUGAUUCAACUUUUCUGCUCAAGUAUAUACAUUAUUGUAGACUUAUUACUUUAUAUUUUGUUAUAUAAUUAAUAAAAUAAUACAAACUCAGUGAACUAAACUGUGC
Molecule: messenger RNA, 1784 nt
Organism: Schistosoma spindalis
Lineage: Eukaryota; Metazoa; Platyhelminthes; Trematoda; Strigeidida; Schistosomatidae
Source: the annotation of a GenBank genome assembly